Messenger RNA from Zea mays, 648 nucleotides. Its product is annotated as calcium/calmodulin-dependent serine/threonine-protein kinase 1. The transcript has a single exon. The record is from RefSeq and is a predicted model, not a curated record. The coding region runs from base 1 to 648 and encodes 215 amino acids. NCBI's taxonomy places the organism in Eukaryota, Viridiplantae, Streptophyta, Magnoliopsida, Poales, Poaceae.
AUGGGCCUCUGCUAUGGCAAGUCGGCGGUGGUCCAGGAGCCGGCGGUAGCGGAGGAGAACAACAAAGUCGAUGGCGCGGCGGUGGGCCGAGGCGAUGGCCCGCCGGCGUCACCGGCGAAGGUGUCUCGGACGCCCAAGCAGCUCAAGUUGUCCUUAUACUUGCCGAGCCCGCUUCCACCCUCCAGCUACAAGGGCUCGCUGGCAAACUCCAGCGUCGCGUCCACGCCGGCGCGCGGCGGGUUCAAGCGCCCAUUCCUGCCGCCGUCGCCUGCCAAGCACAUUCGUGCGCUGCUGGCGCGGAGCCACGGCUCGGUCAAGUCCAUCUCCGAGGGUGGCGAACCAGACCUUGGGCUGGACAAGAGCUUCGGCUACUCCAGGCACUUUGCGGCCAAGUACGACCUUGGUCGAGAGGUAGGGCGCGACCACUUUGGCUUCACCUACGCUGCCAAGUGCAAGAAGGGCGAGCUCAAGGGCAAGGACGUCGCCGUCAAGGUCAUUCCCAAGGCCAAGGUGCGAGCAUAUCCUCCUCUUAUUCCCCCGUGUCAAUUUCUUCUUUUCGGUUCCUCACUUAGUCACUUGUGUUCACUGAUUAGUUUUGUGCUCGAUUGGGUCGUCCUGUUUCCAUGGCUUCUUGCAUUCUUUAAAUAG